AUGUCUGCUCGGAACAGUUCAGACUGGCUUUACGGCUUUCAGACUGGAACUGAUUGGUUCUUGACGUGUGGCGGGGCGUUGCAACGCGCCAUCGCUAGCCUUUACGAUCCACAUGCCCAUUUCCCCUCAACUGUCUUGUUGAUCGGCAAGCGCGAAAAGGAAUCUGCAAUCCAAGCGCUAUUACCAGGGCGUGCCAAUGCAAGAUCACGUGGUAUUGCGCAACUAGAAGCAGAUAGUUCAACGCUAGAUGAUAAGCAUCCGCUUCUGGUUGCAAGUGUAGAUCUAGACAACGCGUGCAGCAAGCAAAAACCAUUGCGGAAGCAGAAUGGACGUCCUCUCCAUAAGAUCAGGUGGCUAUCACAUGAGUCGCCGGCAAGCGAAACCGAUUUUUUUGUGGAAAUUAUCGUCGGAAGGUUACUAUUAUCGUUCAUCGACGUUGUUUGUCUUUUCCUCGAUGAUUUCUCCACUCGUGAGGAAGGUAUCCAAUUCCUGCAACGAUGUACCAAUCAUGCUAGACUUUCAAAGGGCUGGAAGCCUCGGAUUAUUCUCGUCACUAGCAGCACCUACAGGCACAGAGGCUAUUCAGGUCUGCCCACGUUUGGUAGUAUCCAACGCGUAGUACUGCCGGCUCUUCGACGCAAGGCUCCAUCUUCCCGGUUUUUCGCUCUAGAAAGAACCAUACUUUCCGGCGUGGAGAUGGUAAGGAAAAGUAGAAGUGCCUCUAGGAUGCUCUACUCAGCCCAUCAUCUCAACGUCUUUUUCGAGUCCGCAUUAGGACACACUGCAUCAUGCAUCUCCACACCAUUCAACUUUAUCUUAGCCACACGCCAAUGCAAUCCAGUAGAAGACCAUCUCUGGCUCUAUUUACAGAAGUUUUUAAGGCUGUGCAUCGCCAAUCAGAUGAGCCAAGAAGCUACAUUGGAAUACAUGGCUUCUGCAAUCAUGCUUAAUAGUCUUCCGCCAGGCAUGCAUCGUGGCCUAAUCGUGCUCAUGUUCCUUUUGCGCCGGAACAUAGCGGAAUGCAUUACUACCUUCAAAAAGCUGUCGAAACGUGUCUUCUCACCUAGCCAAUCAUUCAGAAAUAGCAUAUUAGCAAAAUUCUACGGCUUUAUAACUACUUUACUGACGGACAGCAUAUACGGAGCUGGCGAGAUAGAAGCAUACGUAAAAGAGGUUUUUGGGUCAGACACUACAUUUUUUAGCUUCUUAGAAUCCGAAGAGCACAUUUCAGGACCAAAAGUAGCGGUUACUACCAUGACCGUGUCCAGUUCGAGACUCUGCAUUCUUUCAAACUAUAAUGGAGUGGGAGUUAGGCAAGGUAGAAGCCCGCGUCCUAGAUUGAUGGCACGGGCAACUUCUGCUGCCCCAUCAUAUUUUCUGGCAAAGUUCAUUCGAGGAUUAGGAUUCCUACAAGAUGGUGGUGCGGGGAAGUAUAAUAAUCCCAUCGACCCGGCUGAGUGGGAGUCCAAAGCCAUCUGGGAUACUGCACCUGACAUGAUUGUUUCGAUAGGAACAGGCUUCGCUCGUGAUCCGGAAUCGCCCGAGGUCAUUUUAAGAAGACUAGGCUUCCGCGACCGCUUCUUUCCACGCUUGUUCCGACUUUUUAAUGCUGAACAUUUGAAUGGAGUUCCCAGAGACGAGCGGCACAAAUACUUCCGCAUCAACAUACCCUUAAGCAAGGAGCCUCUGCUAGAUGAUGUUAGCAAGAUGCCAGAGCUAGAAGGCCUAGCUUCGAACUUUCUCGAGAGCUAUGAUUUCUCUAGUCUCACACAGGCACUUUUUGUUAACUCCUUCUUCUUCGAACUUUUCUCGAAGCCGGUGACGAGGAUGCGGUCAAUAGUUUACUCAGGCUCUAUCCGCUGCCGCAGUCCAGAUACCCGAGCGCUAGUUGAGCGAAUUCUAGAAGAAUAUCCAAACGCUGCCUUUACCACCGAAGACGGUACCAGCUUGGGCCGCAUUGAUAGCUCGAGCAUUUAUGCUACUUGUGGAUAUUACUGCAAGACCGUUCAGUUCAAAGCUUACCAUGUCGACCAGCGCAUAUCUAUUUAUUUACAGUUCAGCAAUCUUGUCCAGCACAACAUCAGUGGAUUUCCACAAUCUUUAGCGCAGCUCAUAAGGCUACAGCUGCUAGAUGCUGAUUUUGGCAGACCAGAUCAUCGAGCCGUGGGCUAUGCGGGUAGGAGUAGACGAGCGGACCGCAAAGCCUUAAGUCGUUUUACUCAAGACGGAAUUAGUAAGCGGAGGCGAUAUAAACAAGCACGUUGCAGAUCGACUAGAACCAUAUAA
This is a messenger RNA of Bipolaris maydis ATCC 48331, 2286 nucleotides long. The record is from RefSeq and is a predicted model, not a curated record. Lineage: Eukaryota; Fungi; Ascomycota; Dothideomycetes; Pleosporales; Pleosporaceae.